GGCUGCAGCGGCGCGCACCGAGCGCUGCGAUGGGGCUGGAAACCGAGAAGGCGGAUGUCCAGCUCUUCAUGGACGACGACGCCUACAGCCGCCACAGCGGCGUUGACUACGCCGACCCGGAGAAGUUCGGGGGGUCAGGCCCUGACCGGGAUCCCCACCGGCUCAACUCACAUCUCCAGCUGGGCUUUGAGGAUGUGGUUGCCGAACCGGUGUCUACGCACUCCUUUGACAAAGUGUGGAUCUGCAGCCAUGCCCUCUUUGAGAUCAGCAAGUACGUGGUCUACAAGUUCCUGACGGUGUUCCUAGCCAUCCCCCUGGCCUUCGCUGCAGGAAUUCUCUUUGCCACCCUCAGCUGUCUGCACAUCUGGAUUAUAAUGCCUUUUGUAAAGACCUGCCUAAUGGUCCUGCCUUCAGUGCAGACAGUAUGGAAGACUGUGACAGAUGUUGUCAUUGCGCCAUUGUGUGCAAGCGUAGGACGAAGCUUCUCUUCUGUCAGCCUGCAGCUGAGCCACGAUUGAACACUUGGACACCAGGUCUGGAGAUUUAGAGACUGUUAAUACUUCUUGAUGGUUAUAACACAGAAGCAUUACUGCUCUGUUCAUUUCUCAUCUCUUCUAAGUAAGAAAACUGUUCAGAUGGGCAACCACAUUUAGAAAUGUUUAUUGGCAGGUCUUUUCAAUUGAUGCUUUUAUAAUUAAUAGCCAAGGAUUUCCUAUCCAACUUUACAGCCAGAAUUAUACAGUAGGUUGGCAACACUUUCAUGUUAAAGGCAGUUUCUGCUUUAAUACAAAAGUAUUAAAAAAUAAAAAUAUAAAUUUUAUAGUGAUGAAUUUAUAAUGCUCAAGGGACAUUUCUCUCAAAAUACUACAACAGUUUUGUGCACAACUGCUAAUGAAAAUAUGGGAUUUAUUACUUUUUUUUUUAACUCAUGGAGUAUUACUUUUUAAAUUGCCUUUACAGAUACAUUUUUGAGAAUAAUUAGAGAUAGGCCAUAUAAAGACUCUAGAAAUAGUAACAGAAGAAUAUGGUGGUGACACUAGCUAUCAAGUAUAAUAAAAUGAAUAAAUAUGAAAAUGUAUUCCUUUAAAUAAGGUAUUGUUAACCUAUAGGGCUAUUUAACAAGAUUUUUCAUUUUACUGUAUAUUUUGUACUUAAUGUAAAUGUUGCUCUAAUCAGAUUGCUUUAAAGCACUUUUAUUAUAUUUGUAAUUUUGUUGAACUAAUAUAUACAAUGAGUAAAUGUAUCUCCCGCAAGGAACUUCAUCGAUGAGAUUGCACUGCCUUGAUUGUAUAAGCAUAUAUAUAUUAUUUUGGAAUAGAAUGUAAAAGACCCAAAUACAAUGCUUUCCUUUGUAACUUUUCCAAGCAAAAUCUUCAAAGUUUUAUGAAUGAUAUGUAUCUGGCCACAAUCGUAAAAUAAUCCAUAUCUAAUCAGUAUUUUGUCGUCCAGGAGAUACUUUCUGUCUUGUAGUUAGAAAUUAAACCUGUAUUCUAUGUCCUAUUAAUGUUUCACUUCACCUUCAAGUAAUUUUGGUGCUAUUUGAUAACAUUUCCCAAUAAAGGCUACUUCUAGCAGUUAGUACAAUUUAAGAUACAACCAGACACUGAGAGUUGUUAACUUAUUAGAUCCAUGCUACUGAGCUACACGCAUAAAUUAAAAACUGACAGCUACAAACCUUUAAGAUGUUAUAUAAUACUACAAACUGUUAUCAUGUUGUAUAAUAUGACUUUUGUAACACAGUGUAAAAUUAUUCUUAUCAUUUUUGAACUGCAAGGUCCUAUUUCAGUGUUAUAAUUCACUGUUGCUUUAAAAAGGCUUAUUAUUUCAAAAUGAUAGGCAUGUACAAAAAAAUGUCUAUGAGGCAUGUGAGUGGCUUUUAAACAAACAUUCUAUAAUAUACACCUCUUAAAAGUGUGUACCUUAAAAAAAAAAAAUAAGUGCUCAAAUUUUGGAACCUGAGUUAACGUUCCUUUGGAAUAUCUUCAUAGGUAAGAAAUCUUCAUCCAAUGAAGAUUAAUUUGAUUUUUCAAAAUAGCCACAACUGGUCAGUAUAAAAAAGAUGAUUAAACUAGAAUACUACUGGGGACCAAAGCAUGCAAAUGAUUACAUUAUGAAACUUGUAUCGCUUUGAAGGUAGUUAUGAGAGACUUUUUAAAACUGCCUUAGGCCACUGUAGCAUCCUUGAAAAGACACUCAAGAUCAUUACCUAUUGUUAUAGCAAUACCACUCAUUUGGCUGCAUAGAUUCUGUUAUGUUAAUUUAACAAGUCAACCAGUCUCGUGACUGUAUAGUUACAGCUUGUAUUUAAAAUGGUUUAUAAAAAUGUUUAGAUGUAUUGAUUGGCCAAAAGUAUUUGAUGAAUCAAAUAUCUGCUUUAAUAAAUCAUGAACUUUUAUCUUUUCAAAUAGCCACUGGCAAGUUUUAAAACCUAAGUAGGCUCACAUAUAACAAAAGGUACCAUUUAACAUUACAUAUGAUUUCCUUACUUCUUACUUCCAAAAUGUGUUUUUAUUGAGAUUUGCUAAUAACUGUUUUAUUUCAAAGACUCAAAUUUUGUACCAGGUGGAUCCAGGUUUCAUGUUGGUUCUUUUUACUAUUUGUGGGGAGAGGGAGGUAAUGAGGAAACUUCCUCAGUAUACAUAAUAAACUUCCUGAAAACACAUAAGAUGUGUUGAAUGCUUUUAUUUCAUUAAUAUGUAACUGAUCAAUAAGAACCUUUUCAAUCUAGUGUUUACCUUAUUUAAAACUCCUAAUACAUAAUAAAUACAUGAGUAAA
Loxodonta africana (African savanna elephant) is the source of this 2776-nucleotide messenger RNA. It is a transcript of the gene CAV2, whose product is annotated as caveolin 2. Lineage: Eukaryota; Metazoa; Chordata; Mammalia; Proboscidea; Elephantidae. The record is from RefSeq and is a predicted model, not a curated record. Bases 30 to 518 code for a protein of 162 amino acids. Gene Ontology annotation, molecular function: molecular adaptor activity; protein kinase binding. The transcript is spliced from 3 exons. Gene Ontology annotation, cellular component: cytoplasmic vesicle; sarcolemma; focal adhesion. Gene Ontology annotation, biological process: cell differentiation; regulation of cytosolic calcium ion concentration; insulin receptor signaling pathway.